AUGGUAGAAAAAGAGACUUCCACUGUUCCUUUAUGGGAGACCUGCCUGCAUCUUAACGAGAGUCGAUGUUCUCCAACUGAAGAGUCCGAAAACUUUGUUGUUACUGUAUAUAACCCAUUGGCACAUGCGAUUUCAUCUUACGUGCGCAUUCCAGUUUCUGGGGAUUAUUAUUAUGUUCAGGAUUCAGCUGGAGACAAUGUUGUUAAUCAAGUGGUACCAAUACCGGAUUCUGUUUUAAAAAUACCAGGAAGAGUAAGCCCUGCUGUAAACGAACUUAUUUUCCCAGCAGAAUUUUUACAACCAUUAGGUUUUCAUUCAUAUUUCAUAUCCGAGAAACGGUUUAAAGAAGAGAGUACUACUCACAAAUCUAAAGUAACAAAGAGUUUUGGCACAUUUGGUCACGAGAAUCAUCAUUACAAGGGAAAUCGUUUUGGUGACCUAAGAAGUCUGAGUACACAAGGUGUGAAUUUUCGAGCAGAAAUAUCGUAUCAUUUCUAUGAGACAUCCGGUAUUUCACCUCAUUUCCACAACGCAGAUGGAGGAUAUAUUUUUCGUCCGAAUUCUGCCAAGCCGAAGACUGUACCCCCAAGAAGUUCAUUCAGAACGUACAAAGGUAAGUAG
Messenger RNA from Gryllus bimaculatus (two-spotted cricket), 621 nucleotides. The record is from the annotation of a GenBank genome assembly. Lineage: Eukaryota; Metazoa; Arthropoda; Insecta; Orthoptera; Gryllidae.